Molecule: messenger RNA, 1317 nt
Organism: Chara braunii
Lineage: Eukaryota; Viridiplantae; Streptophyta; Charophyceae; Charales; Characeae
Source: the annotation of a GenBank genome assembly
ACCAUCUCCGCACGUGCCACCACACGUGCGUCACACCUGCACACGGAACGACAACAACGACAAAAGCACCAGCAAGACAUGACCGCUUUAACCGAUGUCGUCCGUGCCGCAGGAACACAGCAGCAGCAACAGCUGUUGAACUUCACUCUCACGCGCAUCAACAGCAUUGAGGCUAAGACCUCAGCAGCGGCAGGCUGCACGACAGACACGACGAAACAGCUCAACGAGCGCAUCGAUCACGUCGUCACUAUAAUUGGCGAACUAGGUGAUUUCACUAGUCCGGCCACAAUUAGCGGCAGGGUGGUCGCCAUCAAGACGAGCAUCACCAAGCUCCAGACAAGACCGGACUCCGCUACAAAGAAUUACAAGAUGCCGCACUUCGACAUCAGCAAGUUCGACGACUACAACAAGACGGACGCCUUGACAUGGUGGCAAAGUUUCCUCACGAAAGCAUCAUGCCGCACUGUCCCGGCUGACGACAUGAUGAAGGCGCUCUACUUACAACUGAUUGGAGGAGCGCAGGCAUGGAUGAACCAUCUGGCAGCUACCAAGAAAUGCACCAUCGCCGAACUCCACACGCACAUCACGUGGAAAGAGUUCGAGAAGCUAUGGUUCACUCGGUUCAUGGUCCGCAACGUCGUGAAGGCGGCCAUGAAUGAGGUGUACACCUGCUCUCAAGGGAGUAUGCCAACUCGAAACUGGACAACCAAGUGGCAAAAGAUAGUGACCACGCCAGGCUUCGAUUUGAGUUUUACAAAUCAACGAUCCGAGUUCUUCUCGCGAUCGUGCGCAGGACUGCGAACCGCACUCGGCAACGAGUACGAUUACGCCUCAUUCCAGGCCAUCCUGGAUUGUGCGAACUUGGUCAUCCAAAUGGAUGACAAGGUCGCAAACGAAUGGCAGUCCCAGCCGCAUUAUGUGGCUAGGUCAGACUAUCAACGACUGACACAUAACAAUGUCGUGAUUUAUGAAGAAACAGUCGAUCUCCACGCUGCAGCAGCAUCCUCGAGUGAUGGAGGAAUUGUAUCAGCGCUCCCGCCGAAGCGUCCCAAGAGAGUUCGAAAGAACAAGGCGACACAAGAGACGACAUCGACGGGAACUGGGCAGCAGCCAUGGACGACAUACAAGAUAACCAAGGAAAUCUAUGACCUUCGUCAACGGUACAGAUAUUGCCUUUGGUGCAAUGGAGUCACUCACUUGACCGCACAAUGCCCCGAAAAGGGCAAGGCACGCGUACCUCGUCCAGCUAACUCGGGAAACUGAGUUACGCAAGGAGAGGGGCGACGUCUCUCCUCACUCCGCCAGACGCGGUUGUCU